AAAAUUUGGAGCUAGUACAAAAAAAAUUAUUCAAAAAUAGUAAAUGAAAUCAAAUCCUAAAUUAAUUGCUUCAAAAAAAAUAAAUCUAAUAUAACCAUCACCUUUGCUCAAAAAACAUAUAUAACCAUCACCUUGUUGAAGCACCGGCGGUGAGUUUAGGGAGAGAAGUAGCGGCCAGUGAUGCGGCAGUGUGAUGCGUGUCGCAUUAACAGCCUCAGCAUUGAGUUGGGCAAGAUCAUAUCAACCCCGUAACCUCGUCACUCGAAUGCUUUUACAUGGAGAAACAACUAUGGCCAGGAGAAAGCUCUUGUUGCUCUUGAAACCCUUCGAUGUUCACCCACUUCGCCAUUCUGAUUCUCUUUCUGGAACUUCCAAUUCUAAGAUACUUCAACAUUUAAACAAUAGAAUUCAGGUUCACAAGGAUGCCAUAAGCUUAUGUCAGGAAAUUCUGCAGCGAAAGUCAAUUGAUUGGGAAACUCUAUUUCACAAUGAUGUAACUCGCCCAAUCCGAGAUGUGGAUUUGGUUCUAACUAUUGGAGGUGAUGGCACUCUUUUGCAAGCUAGUCACUUUAUGGAUGACAGCAUUCCAGUUUUAGGAGUAAAUUCGGAUCCCACUCAGAUUGAAGAGGUAGAACAAUUCAAAGAUGAGUUUGAUGCCACUAGAAGUGCUGGCUACCUUUGUGCAGCUACUGUCAACAACUUCGAACAGGUGUUGGAUGAAAUUCUCAAUAAACGUGCUAGGCCUUCUGAAUUAUCUAGAAUAUCCAUACGUGUGAACUCACACUCAUUGAAGACACACGCUCUAAAUGAUCUUCUGAUUGCACAUCCUUGCCCUGCAACAUUGUCUCGGUUUUCAUUCAGGCUCAAAAGAAAUGGGGAGUCAUGUGGCCCGUUAGUAAAUUGCCGGUCGAGUGGUUUAAGGGUUUCAACAGCAGCGGGAUCAACUGCUGCUAUGCUCUCUGCUGGUGGAUUUGUGAUGCCCAUUUUGUCUAAGGACCUCCAGUACAUGGUGAGAGAACCCAUACUGGCAAGGGGUUCAAACUCUAGCGUGAUGCAUGGUUUGGUAAAGUCCGAUCAGACUAUGGAAAUUGCUUGGUCCACGGAAGAAGGUUAUGCAUACAUUGAUGGUAGUCAUAUUGCUCACCCUAUCAAGAAAGGGGAUGUCAUUGAAUUAUCAACAAAGGCCCCUGUUCUGAAGAUUUUCCUGCCACCUCACUUGCUAUCCUCUUCACACGAGCAGGUUGCAAAAUUGUGAAAAUUAUUUGCCUUUUUUCAUGUUUGGAGAUUAAUGGAACAGAAGGAUAAAUUUUUUGAAUUCCUUUUUUUCUUAUUUCAUUGUAGUUGGUUUUGGAGGGAGUGGUUUUAAAAGUCUGUACAUAACAAAUAGUUCUGUUUUCAUAGCAGGAAAUUCCACUGACUCGGGUUUGAUCCACAUUUUUGUUGUCAGGAUGAAUUUUUGAAGCACUUUAGAUAAUCCUGUAUCAGAUUAAGAAAGGGUUACAUCAUAUAUCAAAAAAUAAAUUUUUUGCGGA
Molecule: messenger RNA, 1532 nt
Organism: Chenopodium quinoa (quinoa)
Lineage: Eukaryota; Viridiplantae; Streptophyta; Magnoliopsida; Caryophyllales; Amaranthaceae
Product: NADH kinase-like
Exons: 5
Coding region: 194-1255 (353 amino acids)
Biological process (GO): NADP+ biosynthetic process; NAD+ metabolic process
Molecular function (GO): NAD+ kinase activity
Source: RefSeq, a predicted model, not a curated record